Molecule: messenger RNA, 5769 nt
Organism: Acanthosepion pharaonis
Lineage: Eukaryota; Metazoa; Mollusca; Cephalopoda; Sepiida; Sepiidae
Source: the annotation of a GenBank genome assembly
AUGACCAAAAAAGACCUCGGUUCAAUUUGGCAUCUUUCUUUCUUUCAAUUUGGUUCGACUUGUUACCUUUUUUCUUUCCGUUAUUUUUCUUUCUUUCUUUCUUUCUUUCUUUCUUUCUUUCUUUCUUUCUUUCUUUCUUUCUUUCUUUCUAUUUGGCCCGACUUGUUACCUUUCUUUCUUUCUUUUCUUUCUUUCUAUUUGGCUCGACUUGUUACUUUUCUUCUUUCCAUUAUUCUCCUUUCUUUCUUUCUUUCUUUUUUUUUCUUUCUUUCUUUCUUUCUUUCUUUUCUAUUUGGCUCGACUUGUUACUUUUUCUUCUUUCCAUCAUUCUCCUUUCUUUCUUUCUUUCUUUCUUUCUUUCUUUCUUUCUUUCUUUCUUUUCUUUCUUUCUUUCUUUCUUUUCUUUCUUUCUUUCUUUCUAUUAGAUUCGACAUGUUACCUUUGUUCUUUUUGCCAUCUUUCUUUUUUUUUUCUUUCUUUCUUUCUUUCUUUCUUUCUUUCUUUCUUUCUUUCUUUCUUUCUUUCUUUCUUUCUGUCGUUGCUUUAAUUUCUUUUUCUUUUUUUUUCUUUUUACCUUUCUUUUUUUCAUUUUCCUUUCUUUCCUUUGUAUUUGGUUCGCCUUGUUACCUUUAUUCUUUCCAGUUUGUCUUUCUUUUCGUUAUUUUCUUUCUUUCUUUCUUUCUUUCUUUCUUUCUUUCUUUCUUUCUAUUUGGCCCGACUUGUUACCUUUCUUUCUUUCUUUCUUUCUUUCUAUUUGGCUCGACUUGUUACUUUUCUUCUUUCCAUUAUUCUCCUUUCUUUCUUUCUUUCUUUCUUUCUUUCUUUCUUUCUUUCUUUCUAUUAGAUUCGACAUUUUGUCUUUCUUUUCGUUAUUUUCUUUCUUUCUUUCUUUUCUUUCUUUUCUUUCUUUCUUUCUUUAUUUGGCCCGACUUGUUACCUUUCUUUCUUUCUUUCUUUCUAUUUGGCUGGACUUGUUACUUUUCUUCUUUCCAUUAUUCUCCUUUCUUUCUUUCUUUCUUUCUUUCUUUCUUUCUUUUUUUUUUUCUUUUCUUUCUUUCUAUUAGAUUCGACAUGUUACCUUUGUUCUUUUUGCCAUCUUUUUUUUUUUCUUUCUUUCUUUCUUUCUUUCUUUCUUUCUUUGUCUUUGUCUUUCUUUUCGUUAUUUUCUUUUUUCUUUCUUUUCUUUCUUUUUUUUCUUUCUUUCUUUCUUUUCUUUCUUUCUUUCUUUCUUUCUAUUUGGCCCGACUUUUACCUUUUCUUUCUUUCUAUUUGGCUCGACUUGUUACUUUUCUUCUUUCCAUUAUUCUCCUUUCUUUCUUUCUUUCUUUCUUUCUUUCUUUCUUUCUUUCUUUCUUUCUAUUAGAUUCGACAUGUUACCUUUGUUCUUUUUGCCAUCUUUCUUUUUUUUUUCUUUCUUUCUUUCUUUCUUUCUUUCUUUCUGUCGUUGCUUUAAUUUCUUUCUUUACUUUUUCUUUUUACCUUUCUUUUUUUUUUCAUUUUCCUUUCUUUCCUUUGUAUUUGGUCCGCCUUGUUACCUUUAUUCUUUCCAGUUUGUCUUUCUUUUCGUUAUUUUCUUUCUUUCUUUCUUUCUUUCUUUCUUUCUUUCUUUCUUUCUAUUUGGCCCGACUUGUUACCUUUCUUUCUUUCUUUCUUUCUAUUUGGCUGGACUUGUUACUUUUCUUCUUUCCAUUAUUCUCCUUUCUUUCUUUCUUUCUUUCUUUCUUUCUUUCUUUCUUUCUUUCUUUCUUUCUUUCUAUUAGAUUCGACAUGUUACCUUUGUUCUUUUUGCCAUCUUUCUUUUUUUUCUUUCUUUCUUUCUUUCUUUCUUUCUUUCUUUCUGUCGUUGCUUUAAUUUCUUUCUUUCUUUUCUUUUUAGCUUUUCUUUUUUUUUUCGUUUUCCUUUCUUUCCUUUGUAUUUGGUUCGCCUUGUUACCUUUAUUCUUUCCAGUUUGUCUUUCUUUUCGUUAUUUUCUUUCUUUCUUUCUUUCUUUCUUUCUUUCUUUCUUUCUUUCUUUCUAUUUGGCCCGACUUGUUACCUUUCUUUCUUUCUAUUUGGCUCGACUUGUUACUUUUCUUCUUUCCAUUAUUCUCCUUUCUUUCUUUCUUUCUUUCUUUCUUUCUUUCUUUCUUUCUUUCUUUCUUUCUUUCUUUCUAUUAGAUUCGACAUUUUGUCUUUCUUUUCGUUAUUUUCUUUCUUUCUUUCUUUCUUUCUUUCUUUCUUUCUUUCUUUCUUUCUUUCUAUUUGGCCCGACUUGUUACCUUUCUUUCUUUCUUUCUUUCUAUUUGGCUCGACUUGUUUUUUUCUUCUUUCCAUUAUUCUCCUUUCUUUCUUUCUUUCUUUCUUUCUUUCUUUUUUUCUUUCUUUCUAUUAGAUUCGACAUGUUACCUUUUUCUUUUUGCCAUUUUUUUUUUUUUUCUUUUCUUUUUUCUUUCUUUCUUUUUCUUUCUGUCAUUCGACAUGUUACCUUUGUUCUUUUUGCCAUCUUUCUUUUUUCUUUCUUUCUUUCUUUCUGUCGUUGCUUUAAUUUCUUUCUUUACUUUUUCUUUUUACCUUUCUUUUUUUUUUCAUUUUCCUUUCUUUCCUUUGUAUUUGGUUCGCCUUGUUACCUUUAUUCUUUCCAGUUUGUCUUUCUUUUCGUUAUUUUCUUUCUUUCUUUCUUUCUUUCUUUCUUUCUAUUUGGCCCGACUUGUUACCUUUCUUUCUUUCUUUUUUUCUAUUUGGCUCGACUUGUUACUUUUCUUCUUUCCAUUAUUCUCCUUUCUUUUCUUUUUCUUUUCUUUCUUUCUUUCUUUCUUUCUUUCUUUCUUUCUUUCUUUUCUAUUAGAUUCGACAUGUUACCUUUGUUCUUUUUGCCAUCUUUUUUUUUUUUCUUUCUUUCUUUCUUUCUUUCUGUCGUUGCUUUAAUUUCUUUCUUUACUUUUCUUUUUUACCUUUCUUUUUUUUCAUUUUCCUUUCUUUCCUUUGUAUUUGGUUCGCCUUGUUACCUUUAUUCUUUCCAGUUUGUCUUUUCUUUUUCGUUAUUUCUUUUCUUUCUUUCUUUCUUUCUUUCUUUCUAUUUGGCCCGACUUGUUACCUUUCUUUCUUUCUUUCUUUCUAUUUGGCUCGACUUGUUACUUUUAUUCUUUCCAUUAUUCUCCUUUCUUUCUUUCUUUCUUUCUUUCUUUCUUUCUUUCUUUUCUUUUCUUUCUAUUAGAUUCGACAUGUUACCUUUGUUCUUUUUGCCAUCUUUCUUUUUUCUUUCUUUCUUUUCUUUCUUUCUUUCUUUCUUUCUCUCGUUGCUUUUAAUUUCUUUCUUUACUUUUUCUUUUUACCUUUCUUUUUUUUUUCAUUUUCCUUUCUUUCCUUUGUAUUUGGUUCGCCUUGUUAACUUUAUUCUUUCCAGUUUGUCUUUCUUUUUCGUUAUUUUCUUUCUUUCUUUCUUUCUUUCUUUUUUUUUCUUUCUUUCUUUCUUUUCUAUUUGGCCCGACUUGUUACCUUUCUUUCUUUCUUUCUUUCUAUUUGGCUCGACUUGUUACUUUUCUUUUCCAUUAUUCUCCUUUCUUUCUUUCUUUCUUUCUUUUCUUUCUUUCUUUCUUUCUUUCUUUCUAUUAGAUUCGACAUUUUGUCUUUCUUUUCGUUAUUUUCUUUCUUUCUUUCUUUCUUUCUUUCUUUCUUUCUAUUUGGCCCGACUUGUUACCUUUCUUUCUUUUCUUUCUUUCUAUUUGGCUCGACUUGUUACUUUUCUUCUUUCCAUUAUUCUCCUUUCUUUCUUUCUUUUUUCUUUCUUUCUUUCUAUUAGAUUCGACAUGUUACCUUUGUUCUUUUUGCCAUCUUUCUUUUUUUUCUUUCUUUCUUUCUUUCUUUCUUUCUGUCGUUGCUUUAAUUUCUUUCCUUUUUUCUUUUUACCUUUCUUUUUUUUCAUUUUCCUUUCUUUCCUUUGUAUUUGGCCUUGUUACCUUUAUUCUUUCCAGUUUGUCUUUCUUUUCGUUAUUUUCUUUCUUUCUUUCUUUCUUUCUUUCUAUUUGGCCCGACUUGUUACCUUUCUUUCUUUCUUUCUUUCUAUUUGGCUCGACUUGUUACUUUUAUUCUUUCCAUUAUUCUCCUUUCUUUCUUUCUUUCUUUCUUUCUUUCUUUCUUUCUUUCUAUUAGAUUCGACAUGUUACCUUUGUUCUUUUUGCCAUCUUUCUUUUUUUUCUUUCUUUCUUUCUUUCUUUCUUUCUUUCUUUCUUUCUUUGAUUUUGUUUUCUUUCUUUCUAUUCAGUUCGACUUGUUAUCUUUCUUAUUUCCGUUUUCUUUCUUUCUUUCUUUCUUUCUUUCUUUCUUUCUUUCUUUCUUUCUUUCAUUUGAUUUGCUUUCUUUUUUCUUUCGUCCUUUCUUUUUUCUUUGAUUUUGCUGUCUUUCUUUCUAUUCGAAUUGUUGCCUUUAUAAUCGUUCCUUUCUUUCUUUCUUUCUUUCUUUCUUUCUUUCUUUCUUUCUUUCUAGCCAUUCUUCAUCUAUCUGGUCAUUGUCAUUUUUGUUCUUUCUUUCUUUCUUUCUUUCUUUCUUUCUUUCUUUCUUUCUUCAUCUAUCUGCCAUUCUUCAUCUAUCUGGUCAUUGUCAUUUUUGUUCUUUCUUUCUUUCUUUCUUUCUUUCUUUCUUUCUUUCUUUCUUUCUUUCUUUCUAGCCAUUCUUCAUCUAUCUGGUCAUUGUCAUUUUUGUUCUUUCUUUCUUUCUUUCUUUUCUUUUCUUUCUUUCUUUCUUUCUUUUCUUUCUUUCUAGCCAUUCUUCAUCUAUCUGGCAUUUUAAUUGAUAAAUUUCCUCCAUCUUUUCCCCCAUUUUCUUCUUGUUCUUAUUUAAUUUUUCCUUCCUUCCUUCCUUCCUUCCUUCCUUCCUUCCUUCCUUCCUUCCUUCCUUCCUUCCUUCCUUCGGAUUUCAAAUUGUUUCUUCUUCAUUCUUCCUUCCUUCCUUCCUUCCUUCCUUCCUUCCUUCCUUUCUUUCUUUCUUUCUUUCUUUCUUUCUAUUCAACUUGCCUUUUUUGUUUCCAGCAUUUUUUAUUCAACAAGUCAUUGUCUUUUACUGUCUUUGUUUGUUUGUUUCAUUCUUUCUUUCUUUCUUUCUUUCUUUCUUUCUUUCUUUCUUACUUUCUUUCUUUCUUUCUAUUCGACUUGCUUACUUUCUUUCCAGUCUUUCUUUCUUCAGUAUGUCAUAGUCCUUUUCUUUCUUUCUUUCUUUCUUUCUUUCUUUCUUUCUUUCCUUUCUUUCUUUCUUUGCUUUCUUUCUUUCUUUCUUUCUUUCUUUCUCUCUCUCUUUCUUUCUUUCUUUCUUUUCGACUUGUCUUCGUUUUUCCUGCUUUUCUUUCUUCAGUGAGUCAUUGCCCUUUCUUUCUUUCUUUCUUUCUUUUUUUUUUCUUUCUUUAUUUAUUUAUUCUGUCCUUUUCUUUCCUUCCUUCUUUCUUUCCUUUUAUUUCUUCCUUCUUACCAUUCUUCCUCUUUGCAUUCCCGUCUUUACUUUUCUUCCAUUUUCUCCGUGUUUAUUUCCUUCUCUCUUUCUUUCCAUCCUUCCUUCCUUCCUUAUUCAUUUUUCUUUUCCUUCCAUUAAAUUUUUCAUUCAUCUUGUUUACUUUCUUUCCCUCCACUUUAAAGAGUUCAUUCCUUGAUAAUAUUCUAUUCUUCCUUUCUCUGUUCGUUCGUUCAUUCCUAUCCGUCAAUACCUUCUUUAAAUUCAUCUCACUUACGUCCUUCCUUCUUCUUCCCUUCCUCGCAUUCUUCCUUCCUAGUUUGAAUUCUUCCUUCCUUCAUUCCUCCACUUAG